AUGAAUCAGGGACUUUUUGCUUUGGCAUUUCUCCUUUGCGUUUCUUUCGGUAAGUACUUUUGGUCCUUUCUAUUGCAUUGAUUCGCUCAUUACCAUCUAGUUCUUUCUAGCAAUGAUUAGAUGACGUGCCAGUCGAUCGAUACAUAGCGGAUUUGAAACGGUUUUAGUCAAAGUUGCCUUUCUUAGGGCUGUACUUUCUUCGCUGUAUUGGGUAUACGAUGAUAUGAUGUUCAGUCGUUCCUUACAAGAUUACGCUUCGUCUUUGUAACGGUUGUCUUUACGUAUUAAAUUGAUCUGAAUGGAGGAUCAUGAGAAAAAGCUGAGUUUGUCAAUAGGUCGUUAUAUCGAAAGUUGCAUUCAUGCAUUAGUGAAAAGGUAUUUUGUAACAUUAAAACUUAACUGGCCGCGUUUAAUGGAAACAGCUGCUCUGUAAAACAACAAAACGUUUCCGCGUUCACGGAUAAGCCAGCGCCUACUUUCAUUUCACAGAGGCUUUCAGUAAACCACCAAAUUCCAAACAUAUCAGCUGGUAUCAGUGAAACAUCUUUACUGUUGCUUUAAAAAGUUCAUUUCUACUAGUAAUGCUAAAAUUGUCUUGGUUCGUGGUUCAAAUGGGAUCGAAGUCUAUUUUAUUGCUGAAUUAGAAGUAUAUCAAAUUUGGCGAGAGAUAAUUGUUAAAAUUCUUUUGAAAGGUUUCAGCUAUUGUAAACUGUUCCUCGCUUUUGAAUCUCUACGACAAAUAGAAUUUCUAAUAAAAUUUGUUUUUGGGCUCAAAGAAAAUGACGUCUUGGUAUCUUCUGCAGCCUGAAUUCCUCUGUACAAAGAACUAUUAAAAUUUCCUGGCGGUGUAACUUUCGCACAUUUGAAGAACGAAAAUUCCAGCUAUGAUUAUCGUACGCAAUCGUGACUCGUGAAUAUAAGUGCAUGAAAGAAGCACUAAGGGGUACCACCACAGAGUAAGGGAGUGAAAACUUUCACUCCGAAAAUGGCGAUUGUUAAUUAUUUAAACUCGCUUGACUUUUUAAGUGCAGGUGAACUUCUCAAAGAUCAGAAAGGGAAAGAAAUAUUGGUGCGCUUUCAUGUUAGGUUGUUGAUUUAGUGGGAGUUCCGAAUCAGCACGCCAUAGUCAUAACGUUGAUUUCAAAGUUUUCAUUUUUUUUGUCCAUUUUAGACUUUUUUUAAUUUUGAGUUCAACGCAAGAGGGAAUGGGCUCAUUCUCUCUUAGCUCAGUCAACGUCUAUCCGUGGUUAUGAAAUAAAUCGCGUUCCACGUAAAAUUCGUGGAAACUGACAAAGGACUCAUUCGUAUUUUCCCGGAAUCGGGGCUAUUAUUGAUGACAUUGAUAAGGCUUCGCCUAUUCUGAUUGGCCGUGGGUCAAAACUGACGUAAUGUUAAUUCCCCUGUAUUUAUUUUGCUGUGACAUUCUGUCACUCAAGAAAAAAGUACUCAAAUGAAUAUUACCUAAAAAGCAUGCAUGCUCGAGUCUCGUGUAGCGGAUAAAGAGCAUGAAAAAUUGUUUCAUAACUGAGUCUCUCUAGUUCGUUAAAGUUGACGUGAAGCAAUCGGCAUAAUUAAGUACGUGGAAACAAUUGUCUACGCGAAACAAACAGAGCUAUUUUUGCUGCUAGUUGAAACUCUUAUACUACUUAGCUACUAAAGGCCAAAGGAGAAUACGUUUUCAAGGAAGCUGUGAAUCUUCAUUUAUGACUAGAGUAAGAGACAAAAUGAUGUCAAAUGACAGUAGUGCUAAAGAAGUUUAAUUUGUGUGGUUUAAUACAUCACGAGGGUCUACUCUCAUGCGAAUGUAGGCCGUUACUGAACAAACUGAUUUAACAUUGAUUCUUCUGAGGUCAGUUCUACUGAUUCGCUGCCUUUAAUGAAUGAGGAGAGGGGGCUCUGCCUGACUCUACCUACGGAAACAAGGUUGCGAGUUAAUUUAACUGGAAAUCUGUUCGCUACAAGAUAAAAAUGGAACUUUUCUACGGUAGCGAGGAAGCCAACCCGUCUAUCAUACUUCUUAGUAUUAUCACUACUGAAAAUGUUGCUCUUCUUCACUGGCGAAGACAUCGCGGUUGAAAAAAAAAACGGGCCGAUAAUAGACUUUUCAUUCGAAUUUUUUUACUUGAGCUUCGUUAGCGAUAAAACCAGAUAAAUUAAGUUUACGUAACUUCGUCAUCGCCACAGGGAACCCGAACGGUGUAUUAGCUAAUAAAAGAAUCAGUCAUUUACCUGUGUUUCCGAAGUCUUUAUGAGCUGUUUUGGAAGGGAUUUGAAUCCAAUGAGUGGAUUCAAAUACCUUCCAAAACGGCUCAUAAAGACUCAGGAAACACAGGCAAAUAACAACUUUUAUCAGCUAAUACAGAGUUCAGGUUCCAUGUGUCAGAACAAUUAUCAAGAGCAUUGCUGGAGCGCUAUAGGCCUUGGGACAGAACCAGUAGACUCUUAAAAGGUCUAGCUAUCCGUGGUAACAACAGAGGGAAAACCGGUACUACUACAAUCUGUUGGCACUGCUUUGCUGUUAGUGUAUAUACAGAAAGGAGUGCAAUAAUUCCCUGAAAUUUUGAAAGUCUAAUUAUGUGUUCUAUUUUAGCAUGUGGCUUACAGUGUUAUCAGUGCAUAAGCACGAAAAGUUGGGAUGACUGUGAAAGCGUCAAAACAAAGGUGAACUGCUCCUCUAGCAAGAACCGAUGUUCUAAGGGCUACGAAGAUAUCAAAAAAGGCGGAGUAUCAGUGAAGGGUUAUGGCAAAGGUUGUAGCUCAGCAGAUUUUUGCAAAACUGCGACAGACACCGACGCCUGUAAGGAAGGAACCUGUGAGUUGGAUUGCUGCUCUGGAGAUCUUUGCAAUGCUGCCACAGUACCACUGGUCAGCGCCAUCAUCUUUACCGUAUGCGCUGUUCUGGCCACUUCUCUGUAA
This is a messenger RNA of Porites evermanni, 2916 nucleotides long. Lineage: Eukaryota; Metazoa; Cnidaria; Anthozoa; Scleractinia; Poritidae. The record is from the annotation of a GenBank genome assembly.